Pan troglodytes (chimpanzee) is the source of this 7348-nucleotide messenger RNA. It is a transcript of the gene SRCIN1, whose product is annotated as SRC kinase signaling inhibitor 1. The coding region runs from base 146 to 4087 and encodes 1313 amino acids. Gene Ontology annotation, cellular component: postsynaptic density; cytoplasm; actin cytoskeleton. The transcript has 22 exons. The record is from RefSeq and is a predicted model, not a curated record. Gene Ontology annotation, biological process: regulation of dendritic spine morphogenesis. NCBI's taxonomy places the organism in Eukaryota, Metazoa, Chordata, Mammalia, Primates, Hominidae.
GGCCAGCUCCGAGUCCUGUCGGUGGGGGCAGCAGGAUGCUGGUGGAAGCAGAGGGGACAGGCCGGGUGCCUCCGCAGCUCGGCUGUCAGGGCCCGGCGGGGCGUGUGCGGCUGCUGGUGCUCGUCCCCCAGCCCCACGCGUCCCCAUGCAGCCCUGGCAGUGCCUCCGGCGCUUUGCCCUGGCCUGGUGGGAGAGGACGGCGGAGGGCAGAGCCCGCUCUCCCAGGGAGGAGGCUGGACCGAGGGACCCUGGGGGCCGAGGGGAGCCAGGGCUCCAGCGUGCGGCGGGAGGGAAGCCUCCAGGACUCUGUUCCCUCUGUUUAAAGUCUCCAGAUCCGGAGCGGAGCAGCCCCCCCAUGCUGUCUGCGGACGAUGCGGAGUACCCGCGGGAGUACCGGACCCUGGGGGGCGGGGGCGGCGGGGGCAGCGGGGGCCGGCGCUUCUCCAACGUGGGGCUGGUGCACACGUCCGAGCGGCGGCACACGGUGAUCGCGGCCCAGAGUCUGGAGGCGCUCAGCGGGCUCCAGAAGGCGGACGCCGACCGCAAGCGUGAUGCCUUCAUGGACCACCUGAAGAGCAAGUACCCACAGCACGCCCUGGCCCUGCGAGGCCAGCAGGACAGGAUGCGAGAGCAGGUUGGCGGCUGGACCGUGGACCCCGUGUGCCUCCUCAGCUCCCUCUGCUCCCACCUCCAUGGCGACUCCGCCCCCUCCGGGGCUGGCCAGCCGGCCCAGCAGCCAAACUACUGGAGUUUCAAGACCCGCAGCUCACGCCACACUCAGGGAGCCCAGCCCGGGCUGGCAGACCAGGCGGCAAAGCUGUCCUACGCCUCCGCCGAGUCGCUGGAGACCAUGUCGGAGGCCGAGCUGCCCCUGGGCUUCAGCAGGAUGAACCGCUUCCGACAGAGCCUGCCUCUCUCCCGCUCGGCCAGCCAGACCAAGCUGCGCUCCCCAGGGGUGCUGUUCCUGCAGUUCGGGGAGGAGACUCGGCGCGUGCACAUCACGCACGAGGUCAGCAGCCUGGACACGCUGCACGCACUCAUCGCGCACAUGUUCCCGCAGAAGCUCACCAUGGGCAUGCUUAAGUCGCCCAAUACCGCCAUCCUCAUCAAAGACGAGGCUCGCAACGUCUUCUACGAGCUGGAGGACGUCCGGGACAUCCAGGACCGCAGUAUUAUCAAGAUCUACAGAAAGGAGCCCCUCUACGCUGCCUUUCCUGGCUCACAUCUCACCAACGGGGACCUCCGGAGAGAGAUGGUGUACGCAUCGCGGGAGUCCUCGCCCACGCGGCGCCUCAACAACCUGUCACCAGCGCCGCACCUGGCAUCCGGCUCGCCGCCGCCGGGGCUGCCGUCGGGGCUGCCGUCCGGGCUGCAGUCCGGUUCGCCGUCGCGUUCGCGCCUAUCGUACGCCGGGGGGCGCCCGCCUUCGUACGCCGGCAGCCCGGUGCACCACGCGGCCGAGAGGCUGGGAGGCGCCCCGGCCGCCCAGGGCGUCAGCCCCAGCCCCAGCGCCAUCCUGGAGCGGCGCGACGUGAAGCCGGACGAGGACCUGGCGAGCAAGGCGGGCGGCAUGGUGCUGGUGAAAGGCGAGGGUCUCUAUGCUGACCCCUACGGGCUGCUGCACGAGGGCCGUCUGAGCCUGGCCGCGGCCGCCGGCGACCCGUUCGCCUACCCGGGCGCCGGCGGCCUCUACAAGCGCGGCUCGGUGCGCUCGCUCAGCACCUACUCGGCCGCCGCGCUGCAGUCCGAUCUGGAGGACUCCCUGUACAAGGCGGCGGGCGGCGGCGGCCCGCUGUACGGCGACGGCUACGGCUUCCGCCUGCCGCCUUCGUCACCGCAGAAGCUGGCCGACGUGGCAGCACCCCCCGGAGGUCCCCCGCCACCGCACAGCCCCUACUCGGGGCCGCCCAGCCGCGGCUCGCCAGUGCGCCAGUCCUUCCGCAAGGACUCGGGCUCCUCGUCCGUCUUUGCCGAGAGUCCUGGAGGGAAGACCCGCAGCGCGGGGAGCGCCUCGACGGCCGGAGCUCCCCCUUCGGAGCUCUUCCCUGGGCCUGGGGAACGCUCGCUGGUUGGGUUCGGGCCGCCAGUGCCAGCCAAGGACACGGAGACCAGGGAGCGCAUGGAGGCCAUGGAGAAGCAGAUUGCCAGCCUCACAGGCCUGGUGCAGAGCGCCUUACUGCGAGGCUCUGAGCCUGAGACCCCCAGCGAGAAGAUUGAAGGCUCCAAUGGAGCAGCCACCCCCUCAGCACCCUGUGGGUCAGGCGGCCGGAGCAGCGGGGCCACCCCGGUGUCCGGCCCGCCCCCGCCCUCGGCCAGCAGCACCCCCGCAGGGCAGCCUACCGCCGUUAGCCGGCUGCAGAUGCAGCUUCACCUGCGAGGCCUGCAGAACAGCGCCAGUGACUUGCGCGGCCAGCUCCAGCAGUUGCGCAAGCUCCAGCUACAGAACCAGGAGUCGGUGCGCGCGCUGCUGAAGCGCACGGAGGCAGAGCUGAGCAUGCGCGUGUCGGAGGCGGCGCGGCGGCAGGAGGACCCGCUGCAGCGGCAGCGCACCCUGGUGGAAGAGGAACGGCUGCGCUAUCUCAACGACGAGGAGCUUAUUACCCAGCAGCUCAAUGACCUGGAGAAAUCGGUGGAGAAGAUCCAGAGGGACGUGUCCCACAACCACCGGCUGGUGCCCGGCCCUGAGCUGGAGGAGAAGGCACUGGUGCUGAAGCAGCUCGGGGAGACGCUGACAGAGCUCAAGGCUCACUUCCCGGGCCUGCAGAGCAAGAUGCGGGUGGUGCUGCGUGUGGAGGUGGAGGCGGUGAAGUUCCUGAAGGAGGAGCCCCAGCGCCUGGAUGGGCUCCUCAAGCGCUGCCGCGGGGUCACGGACACGCUGGCCCAGAUCCGAAGGCAAGUUGAUGAGGGUGUGUGGCCACCCCCCAACAAUCUCCUGAGUCAGUCCCCCAAGAAGGUGGCGGCAGAGACUGACUUCAACAAGAGUGUGGACUUCGAAAUGCCACCCCCCAGCCCCCCGCUGAACCUGCAUGAGCUGAGCGGGCCAGCUGAAGGAGCCUCUCUUACCCCCAAGGGGGGCAACCCCACCAAAGGCCUGGACACUCCUGGCAAGAGAAGCGUGGACAAAGCUGUGUCUGUUGAGGCUGCAGAGCGAGACUGGGAGGAGAAGCGGGCAGCCCUGACCCAGUACAGUGCCAAGGACAUCAACCGGCUGCUGGAAGAGACACAGGCAGAGCUGCUCAAGGCCAUCCCUGACCUGGACUGUGCCAGCAAGGCCCAUCCAGGCCCGGCCCCCACUCCAGAUCACAAGCCCCCCAAGGCCCCCCACGGCCAGAAGGCAGCCCCCCGAACGGAGCCCAGUGGGAGGAGGGGCUCAGAUGAGUUGACAGUGCCCCGAUACCGCACAGAGAAGCCCUCCAAGUCGCCCCCACCGCCCCCUCCCCGCCGGAGCUUCCCCUCCUCCCAUGGCCUGACCACCACACGUACCGGAGAGGUGGUGGUCACCAGCAAGAAGGACUCGGCCUUCAUCAAGAAGGCUGAGUCCGAGGAGCUGGAGGUGCAGAAGCCCCAGGUGAAGCUGCGCCGGGCUGUGUCUGAGGUGGCCCGCCCGGCCUCCACACCACCCAUCAUGGCCUCGGCCAUCAAGGACGAGGAUGACGAGGAUCGCAUCAUCGCAGAGCUAGAGGUGUUUGAGAGAAGCUCAGUGUCUUCCCUCCCCCCCACGCCCCGCCGCCAGCUGAUCCCCACCUUGCUGUCCCCCCAGGACCUGGGGCCCCCCGGGGGCUCAGCCCCAGGCCCUACACGGAAGAGUGGCGGAGGCAGUGUACCACCCAUGAAGGUGGUGACUCCGGGGGCCUCUCGGCUGAAGGCGGCCCAGGGCCAGGCGGGCAGCCCCGACAAAAGCAAACAUGGCAAGCAGAGGGCCGAGUACAUGCGGAUCCAGGCCCAGCAGCAGGCCACUAAACCAUCUAAAGAGAUGAGCGGGUCGAAUGAGACCUCGAGCCCAGUCUCAGAAAAGCCCUCGGCUUCCAGAACCUCUAUCCCUGUAUUGACUUCCUUUGGGGCAAGGAAUUCUUCCAUCUCCUUCUAGAAGCCCCUCACCCCGCUGCCCCGCCUGUCCGCCUCCCUCACUCCUGCCAUUUCUCCCCUCUCUUCCUUCAUCUCCACCCCACCCCACUCUACUCUCCAGACGCCCUGAGGGGUGUGCCCUGAAGAGGAGUGUGCGGCCCUCCUCAGCUCCCUCUACCCAUCAUCUGUUGGUGUUUUUGGUUUUUUUUUUUUUUUUUUAACAAUUAACUUUUAAUUAUCUUUUUUUAAACCGUAAAACUAAAAACCAAACACACCACCUUCCUUGAUCCCAGCUGGCCUCUCGCUGGCCGCAUCUGUCACGUCUCUCCCUCUUCUCUUUCACCACUCUUUCCCCCAGUCCAUCCUGAAGCUCCUGCACCCCCUUCCCGCCUUCCCCUCACUUCCCAAGAAUACUCCAAACAAACUCUGAACCACGGAGACUUGGAGCAGUGGGAGACCCCUCUCCCGUUUCUCGAUACCUUCCUGGAGGAACGCGGGGACAUCGGACCAACCCAUACAUCAAGCCAGAGAGCGGGGCUUAGGGAGACUGGCCUUGGAGACGCCCCACUCCCUGUCUAAGCUCGGACAAGACUGUGACUUCCUCUGUGGCUGCUCUGCCUCCUCCCACUCACACCCCAGUGGGCCUGGAGUAGAGACGGACAGGCUGGAGACGAGGCCGGAGUUUGAGAGGCCUCAGGGUGGGUGUGAGGCCGUGGAGUCUGUAUCCCUGGGGAGGCGCUGGCCUCCUGGGCCUUGCCGUCCAGUGGGGAGUGGAGGGCAGAGGCCCUUUGGUCUGCUGGCUGUGGAGGGUGGGUUGCACGGACAGCCGGAUAUCGGGGACACUGCCUUGGGAGAGGGCGGCCCGGACGGGUAUUUGGUACUUUUAGUUUCCUGAUUUAGCACUUUAAAUGGCAUUAACUUAUUGAAUGGGGGUGGGGUGGGCAAGAGUGAGGGGCCUAGAAAACCAGGUUUUGUGGCUUGCAGUUGGGGGAAGGGUCUGGUUUGAGGGAAAUGGGAGGGUCGAGAGGGGCUUGACGGGGAGCACUGAAGACACCUGGGACCCGCAGGUGGGGUGACUUGAACUUCAGUCAUCCUCUUGGCGAUUUGAGGGUUUUCCCAGGAAAGGAUGAGACGUAGUUUUUCAAUGGGGCUCUGGUGACCCUGGUGAGAUGUCUGAAGGUCCCCGAGGCCUGACCAUCCAGCCAGUGCCCCUGGCCUGUGGACGCCCUGCCUGCCCUGCAGAGGCGGUUGGCAGUGCCGCCUGGCUUUUGGCCGGGUCUUGGGGAGGCAGAGAGAGGCCAAUUUUGGUUCUCACUCCUGGCCCCCCAGAGGGCACAGUGAGGAGCCAGUAGGGAGAGGAUAGGAGAAGAGGAGGAGCGGGGUCCCCGGCAGCAGGAUUCCCACUUGGAGCACAAAGUGAAGUAAGCACAGGGGAGGAGGACUAGAAUCAGUCCCCCAUAGCAAGCACAGAAAGGAGGAGCUGCACAGAAGGCAGAGCCCCCCAGACCCUGGGGCCUGGCUGGGGAAGGUCCGCACCUGGGGAGAGCUGGGAGCUGUUGAAGGUUUGCGGGGGAGGGGAAAUGGGUUGUGUUUCUUCAUUUCUUUUUUUGUUUUUGCCUUUGUUGGUUCAUCCUUGUUUUCUAGCUUUGGAUCAUUUUUGUACCAAGGCGAGCAAGCCUUUUUGAAAAAUAACAAAAGAGGGAAAAAAAAAAUCCCUCCUGGAAAAAAAAAACCCUGGAAAAUAGAAAAAAAAAAAAGACCUCAUAAAUGAUGCAAUUACUUUUAAUUGCAGGCAACUCUUUACAUUUAAGUGAAGUGUCUUAACAUUUUAUAUUGUUUUAAAAAUAUAUUUACAUAUUAUAUAUAUAAUAUACGUAAUAUAAAUAUAUAUAAAUAUUUAAAAAAGAAAAAAAAAAGAAAACCACGGCACUCUCCCUGGCCACUGUUUUGGCGGGGGAGGGGGGCUGGGGGGCGGGCACAUCGGCCUGGCUUCUGUGGUCCCAGUGAAAUGGUCUGGUUUGAUUUGGCUGUACAGAGACCCCCUGACUUGGGAGGGGAGGGGGGAGUGGUGCCCCCUCCUCCCUCCACUCCAUUACUCUCUGCUUGCUACUUCGCUUGCCCCCAGCUCCCACCCUCAGCCCUGUGACUGGAAUGUGUGCCCCACCGUCAUUGUCCUGAGUUGAAUGUCCCUUUGUGGGGGAGGUGGGGGGGCAGUGUCCAUCCACGAAGGGGCAGAAGGAGGGAGCCACGUGCCCCGCCCCACCCGCUCGGGUGAAGCCCAGUGGGAUUUGCAUCUUUCUUUCUCUUUGGUUCCUGCACAUUUAUGGGCUGGGAGGCAUCCGUGUGGAAUUGCGUGCAGCCUGUGUGUGUGCUGGCACAAGCCCAUGCACUAUGUGUGCAGACGCAUGGGGCCUGCACCCACAGGCAUGGCCGAGCACAUGGGUGGGGGAAGGCGUGGGCACAUAGGUGCAUGUAACCUGUUUGGGCAUUGGCACGUGCCUACCUGCAUGUUAGCGUGAGAGGAGCUUUGUGUGUGAGAACAUGUGUAAUGUGUGUGCAGACAUGCCGAGCGCCAGAGACUUGUGUGUGGGCCACGUACAUGUGGAUAGAGACGCAUACAUGGAGGUGCAUGUAAUCUGUGUCUCCGAGUGUGUGUGUGCACGUAUGUGUGCUGGUGCAGACCCAAGUGUGUGGGUGUGCCUCUGUGUGCGUGUGUUCCAUCAUCCCUGCACCACUGGCUCCAGAUCCCUUCCUGAGCCCCCGUCCCCGCUGGCCCUCUCACAGCCUGCAGCACAUCAGUGCCCCCAGCUGCAUGCGCCUCGCUGCUCUGUCCAUCAGUGUGUGCUUGACCAAGAGAAAACUAAGACGUCUCGGGGGACCCCUGUACCUGGUCCUCUCAGCCCCCGCCCACUGUGCUGUGUUACUCGCAUGGGGGAUUUCCUGCCCCUUCCACAAUAUGCUGUUUCCCCAGGAGCCUCAGGCCUGAGGCUCUGAGUGGGGUCCCCAGGGGGCCCCCCGGGGUGAGCCCCGGCUCCACACCCUGCCCCAUCCACCCUGUAGGGCCCAUGUUGGUGUAGCGGUGAUGGCUUCUGUGGAUAUUCUGUGACCUCUGUCGGUGUAACUUGACAAUUUCUAAAUGGAAAAGGGUUGCUGUGUUUUCUCUGUCUCUCUUUUUUAAUGUCCUUUUUUCUUCUCCCCCCCCUCCCUGCUCUCUUUCCUUUUCAGUUUUUCUAGCCAAGUGUUUGGGGCUUUAAUAAAACUUGUUUCUUUUUCCUCUCCUGGA